AUGGCCCUCCACAUGAGUACAUGUUUUGUCUACUUUGGUACUAUGAGAGAAGACAAAAACAGAAGCCUCCGAUCGAAAGCCGCCUCCGAGUUGGACGGCCAUGGCGUCAGCGGCGAGCAGCAACCGGGCAGGUCUGUCCUCCUCCUCGUCUCCCUCGCCACGCUCCUCCUCGUCUUCGUCUCCGCCGUGGAGUGUUACGGCGGGCGGCAUGCCGUGGCGCACUCGGCCGUGGCGCGUCGCUCCCGCCUGGGGACCCGGCACGUGCACCACCGCCGGACCACGGUGCCGCACCGAUACAUCCUCGCGGAGAAGGGCAGCCCGACCGGCGGCGGCCCCAAGAACCACAGCAGCUCCCCUGCGACGGCCAACAACGCCAGCGCGCCGGCGCCGGCGCCUCCGGCCGGCUCGCAGACCGAUGGCCGGCACCACCGCAGGAGCCACAAGCACCGGGUGCGCAACUGGAUCAUCGGCUUCGUGGUGGGUUCCCUGGCGGGCGUCAUCUCCGGGCUGGUGCUGUCGGUGCUGUUCCGGAUGGCGCUCAACUGCAUCCGCGGGCGGUACCGGUCGCGGUCGGGCGUGAUGAUCUUCACCCCGAAGCUGAUCCGGCGGCCCGAGCACCUGGCGUUCCUGGAGAAGGAGGACGGGCUGGCGUCGCUGGCCGUGAUCGGGCGCGGCGGGUGCGGGGAGGUGUACAAGGCGCAGCUCCCCGUGGAGCGGGAGGGCGAGGAGCCCCGGUUCAUCGCCAUCAAGAAGAUCAAGAAGCACGGCGGCGACGCGCCGGCCAACAACAACCUGAGCGACGAGGAGAGCCGGCAGCUGGACAAGCGGUCGCGGCAGAUCCAGUCGGAGAUCCGCACGGUGGGCCACAUCCGGCACCGCAACCUGCUGCCGCUAGCGGCGCACGUGCCGCGCCCGGACUGCCACUACCUGGUGUACGAGUACAUGAAGAACGGCAGCCUGCACCACGCGCUGAAAGCCGGCACACACACAGAGGUUGACGGCGCCGAGGACGGCAACAGCAACACCGGAGGAGGCACCGGCACCGCUGCCGCCGGGGGGCUGUCGUGGCCCGCGCGUCUCCGCGUGGCGGUGGGCGUGGCGGCGGGGCUGGAGUACCUUCACCUCUCCCACCAGCCGCAGAUCAUCCACCGCGACCUGAAGCCCGCCAACAUCCUGCUGGACGACGACCUGGAGCCCCGCAUCGCGGACUUCGGCCUCGCCAAGGCGAUGCCGGACUCUCACACGCACGUGACGGCGUCCAACGUGGCCGGCACGCUGGGGUACAUCGCGCCGGAGUACUACCAGACGGUGAAGUUCACGGCCAAGUGCGACGUGUACAGCUUCGGGGUCAUCCUGGCGGUGCUGGCCACGGGAAAGGAGCCGUCUGACAAGUUCUUCACGGAGACGGAGGAGGUGGUCGGCCUCGUCAAGUGGUUGCGCCGCGUCAUGGAGAGCGGGGAGCACGCGCAGGCCAUCGACCCGGCCAUCGCCGGCGCCGGCCACGACGAGCAGAUCCUGCUUCUGCUGCGCAUCGCCUUGUUCUGCACCAAGGACGACCCCAAGGAGCGGCCCUCCGCCAAGGACGUCCGCUGCAUGCUGUCGCAGAUCAAGACCUAG
This is a messenger RNA of Miscanthus lutarioriparius, 1617 nucleotides long. The record is from the annotation of a GenBank genome assembly. NCBI's taxonomy places the organism in Eukaryota, Viridiplantae, Streptophyta, Magnoliopsida, Poales, Poaceae.